GUUGCGCGCUCUCUCCGGCUCUCCUCCGCUCGGCCUCGAAGGUGGAGACGCGCUCCCGCCGGUAAGCCCGCGGCCGGCGUUACCGACCGAGCCGCGUCUCUCUCGCUCGCGCGGCCCGCGGCCGCGGUCCGUCCUCGUCGCUCCGGCCCCGCUGGCGCGCGGCUUUCCGCGCUUUGACAGUCGGCCAGCCGUGACCCAGCCAGGAGGUACCGAAACAUGUGAAAGCCGGAACCUCGUGCCAGGAUAUAUUAUCCCGAGAGUCUCUUUAUGCGAGGAGACGGCCGCUAGAGGCGCGGAUCGCGCCCAGGGGCCAGUGGAUCUAGUCGUAGAAGAGGGUCAUCCGUCGAGGACUCGAGGGUGGAAAUCCCAAGGCGGUCGCAUCCCCGAUGGGAAGCGGAGACACGAGCGAGGACUACCGACGAACAGGCCGCGAGUCGCACGCGGGGCCCUCCUCGAGAAUGCAGAGCUAGAGGACGAGCCUUCUUAGCGGCGAACCCGUUCGAGAGCCUACCGAGGAAGAGAGAGAGGAAGAGGAAGAGGGAGACAGGAGAGAUGCCGGGGAAGAUGUUGGGAGCAGUCGUCGAGAGCCGGCCGGCGAUGCUGCCGAUGUACCUGCUGAUGCUGAUGCUGAUCACCAGACCCGGAGGAGCCCGCGCCAACUGGUGGUACUUAGGCGUGGAGCCCAGAGCAGGUGGAUUCGGGCCCGAGGGUGGGCCCGAUGGGCAGCCGCAGAUCGGAGCUGGCGUAAUUGGGCCCGCGAGUGCGGAAAAGCACUGCAAAAAUCCGCAUCUCACCCCGAAGCAACAAUCGGUCUGUUCCCGAUCCCCGCCGAUUUUACAGGCCGUCAGCGCCGGGGCCAGGCUGGCCAUCGAGGAGUGCCAACACCAGUUCAGGUCGGCCAGGUGGAAUUGCUCGGUGAACUCCGAAAAUCCGCAGAACAUCUUCGGAGGGGUCAUGCUAGUCAACAGUCGCGAAGCUGCCUUCGUGUACGCCAUUUCGGCCGCAGGGGUGGCUUACAGCGUGACAAGGGCUUGCUCGCGAGGCGAGCUUACGGAUUGCUCUUGCGACAACCGAGUCAGAUCUCGACAUCCCAAUCACUGGCAGUGGGGAGGAUGUAGCGAGGACAUCCACUUCGGGGAGAAGUUCUCGCGCGAGUGGUCGGAGAGCGGCGAGGAGCCCGUCAAGGACGUCGGGGUGCACGGGCCCGGGAGCCUAGCUGGUCUGCUGAUGAGAAGACACGACAGCGAGGCCGGGAGACGAGCGGUCCGCUCGAGGAUGCAGCGCGUCUGCAAGUGCCACGGCAUGUCCGGGUCGUGCAGCGUGCGAGUCUGCUGGCGAAGACUCCCGGCGUUCCGAACGGCCGGGACCGCCCUGGCAGGCCUCCACGAGGGCGCGGCCCUGGUGCGACUGGCCCAAAGGGGAGGCCGCAGGCCCGCCAGGCUCAGGCCCGCCAGACCGGACCUGAAGCGGCCCAACAAGACCGACCUGAUUUACCUCGAAGACAGUCCCGACUACUGCGAGCGGAACGUCACCCUCGGGAUCCCGGGGACCAGAGGCAGGGUCUGCAACCGGACGUCCCUCGGCUUGGAGGGCUGCCGACUGCUCUGCUGCGGCCGCGGCUACCAGACGAGGGUGCGCGACGUCACCGAGAAGUGCAGAUGCAGAUUCGUCUGGUGCUGCCACGUGCAGUGCGAACUCUGUCGGCAGACGCGCGAGGAACACGUUUGCAAUUAGACGCUCCCGUCACGAAGCCACUUCGUAUGACCGAAGCGACCGGCGCGCGCCAGCCAGAUCGAGAGUACCCGAGUGCGAUCGAGCACCGAGUGUACCGACCAGACCCGAGUACCCGAGCUCGAGGACCAGGAAGCACUCCGAGACGAGGUCGAGGUCCCGAACCAACCCCUUCUGUGAUCCGCGUUGACAAGGGUGUUCACCUGCAUCUUCCAGUAUCCUCGAACCGCGACAGGUCCGGGAAUCUUCCCGGCAAAGGUUGCGGAUCGGCGGUCCAGGUGCAUCCGGGUGAUCCGAGGGCGAGAAGGGUAGAACGCAGGAACGUCGGGCUCCCAAGGGCCGCCAAGAAAUCGCCGCACCUCGGGGCGCGCUCUCCAUCGGACGCACCAAGUAUAUCCCUGAAGUACUGUAAUGAAGAGUAAUUGCUACCGUAAGGCUUCCUCCGCGUGCUUCGAGGGUCUCUUUCGGGAGGAAGGAUCUCUCUCCGUGCCGUGCGAUCCGUCCGAUCGCCGGGAUCUCUUCUUUUUAUCUUUCUUUUUUUCCCCCAUUAACAAAUUGCCCCUUCAUUGACCGGCCGUUCCGAGCGACUCGGUGGAGCAUACGAGCGGAAAAGUGCGUUCAACGUUCAAGGCCGAGCGACGCGUGGGGCACGAGAGCCCAAGAAGAGCUGCGCGGAACGUACGCGGUCCAAUCGGCCGACGACGAGGUCCGUGUCUUCCCCUCUCCCCAUAUCUGCGACAUCGGCGUCGAGGAGAUGCAAUCGCGGUCCUUACCCUCCGACCUUCGGCAACCUCGACGUUAGAAAUCCGGAGUCCGUCUCUGGUGGCGUAAUCUCCUCCCAUUUCUCCUUCAUGGGUCCUCUCCUCUCCUCGGAGCCCACGGAUGGGAUCGUUCCCCGGUCCUCGUUAUCGGCGGGAAUGGCAAGGUCGCUCCAACCGGGUCCCCCUUUUCUCUGGAAACACCAUCGUUUUGUAAACCCGCCAUCAUCGCCCCGUUUAUAAGGCGACAUAUGGCCUCUGCCAUCGCCUUAACGCCGUGGCACGCGGGUUCUCGUGCCCCUCGGAUCAGGAGCAGUUAAUUCCGAGGGGCGGCCCUGCCCCGAGAGGGAGGGAUACAUCCAGGGUCCGGGAGAGCGACGGAGAGCACCGCGACCAAGACGCAGGGUCGCGCGUAUAAAAUCCGGCCAACUUUUACGAUACACUUUCGGCGAGGGGGCCGUUUGACGGCGCUUUCGAGCCCGAAAUCGAGCCCGAGAAUCGACAGAGGCCGUUACGAGCCGCCAGCCAAUCGCUGUUUCCUCCCCGAUGAGUAACGCAGUCAAUUUCCGCGUUUAAUGUCCUCGGGGCGAGAUAGCGUCCCGGCGCGCGGAGAGAGGAGCCCUCGGGGACGCGGAGGACGGCGAGGACGCUUUUAACGCGACGCCGCUUACUCGGCUCCGACUUCUCAGGAGAAUAAAUUCCCGUUGACCAUGGCUUCCCUCGGAGGUCGCUCUAGAUGGACCGGGACGGGUACUCGGGGACGUCCACGUCGCUUUCCAGCGCCGUCAGCGACUGCUACUGUACACGGGGAGAGUCUUGCAGGGGACGUCGUUGUACAGUGGUGACAAGGAACGACGGCAACGGGUACAUGGAUGACGUUUCCUGUAGGACUCUCCUGACGCAACUUGCGGACCAGGUGGAAGGGGGCAGGAAUUACUCUCACCGGGAAGUGGUACGUCGGCAAAGCAACUACGGCAAUCGGGAUGGAUAUCCGGCUGACGGUGCAAGACCGGCCGAGAGCCGGUCCUCGGGUGUUCCGGUCUUCGUCGUGUACGCAUGUGCCAAUAGAGGCUAGAAGAAGAUAGAGGAGGUCAUUAGGAUGGGGAGAAAAGAACACGAACACGUCGCCGUACAGGCUCGCACGCGGAGGGAGGCUCGUCUCACUCGGCCGAAUGCUUCUCUAAUGGGCCAGAUGUUUAACCUGAAUUUUCUACCUUAUCAGGCCUCGAUCAGGCCUCGAUUACACGGUCCGGCCAAGGAUUCGCUCCAACCGGAUAAAUGGCGCACUUGCGACUUGCAUGAAUUACAUACCGGAUGCGAAGACAUUCGGUCGACCUGGACGAGCGUUCCCCAUGCCGCGGAACUGUACCGGACACCUUCGAUCCGAUCCGUGCACUUACUCCUCGUCGCGUCCAAGUACUCGCGCCGAUCCAGACCUGCGAAUAAUAAGUAAAUGAAUUAAUCGAAGAGCAGAGUCCGCGAGAUCGGGAUCGGGCUCGAACAAAGUUAGGCUAUGUUUAGGUUUAGGUUGCGCGCAAGGCAAAGGAUACCAAUGCUCUCUAGCACGUAGGCAAGCGGCGGAGAAACCUUAGGUUAGUGGACGUAAAUUCAAUUCUGCCCUGCCGGCCCCGGGGGAAGAUCUUGACCGGUCCAAGGGCGGGGUUACCCUGACCCGAGAUCAAAGAGACCGUAUCGACGCUGGCCCGAAAAUCCUCCGUCGAGCUGAAACAAGUACACGGAUCGUUAGACGAGACGAGAGAUAAAGACCUCACCAGAUUCGCGGAACCGCCAAAUCGAGUACCCGAUCGAACGGAUUAAGAGCUCGGCGAUCUUGCUAGGAUCGAGGGGACCCUUUGAUCUCGGGCCAAGUUUCGUUACCUUGCACCAAAACUGCAAUUCUUCUCCCUUGGUCCAGAGGGUCGAAUCGGUCGGCCGUAAGGGGGGUUUCUUAGAGCAGCGAUUUCGACCACUCGUCGAUCUCAUCGUCCGAUCCGACAACGCGCAAUUGCCCAGGAAACGUGCGGCCAAUCGUUCUAGAAACGAAUCGAGGAAUAUUUAUAACUACAGUAUAAAGUAAUUAUACCCUUAGCGCGAUUCUAAUACCAAAAGUGGUAUAUAUAGGUCCACCCUAAUGCGGUACCCAUCAGCGGUGUAAAAUCGUCGCGUUCGAAAGUCACAUUCCAGUGUCAGUGUGAUAAGAUACAAUUUUCACAUCCCGAUGAUCGUGCGCCAUCGGGCCGAGUCGAAACUAUAUCAUAGAACCGGGAGCUAAGUAUUAAUUUAAUGUAAAAAGUGAAAAAUGCAAAAAAAGAAAAAGAUAAAUGAGAUAGGCGACAUUGGGCGACUCCGAUCUAGCUACUCGAACCGUUUUACACCGCCGAUUUUUAACAGUAUUGUAUAUUAUGUUGUACAAUCCGGACUCUUUAGAGUGACCGUUCGCGUUGUACACUAAUCGUGUCUAUAGAACGUACUCUUCGUCCCCACGUGGGCACCUCUUGGAACUAAACAAAAUGGCGGGGUUUGCGAGGACCUCGGUAAAGAGCCUCCCCUUGUUCGGGGAAAGCGAGACAAUUCACCGUGCAAUUCCACUCCCUGUAGCGGGAAUUGCAGAGGCAGGCAAUCGCAAAACCCCGCCAAUUUGUACCUUUAAGCGGGACGUCGAGAGUGUCGAGAGCCGCGCACGCGAAUCGAGGCAGAAAGGGAAGAAAAAUAGGAGGAAAUGCGAGGGUACGAGCAUUUACGUGUCUGCAUUCGCUCGCUAAAAGGCAAACGAGGAGUCGAAUUCCGAUUUUUUAGGGCGCGCCGCGUUUCCCUCGAUCCUCGAGGAGAGAUUGAAAAAUAAAGAUGGCGGACGAAACGAAGUCGCAGGUCCACCUUCGAAGAAAUUCCUCUUGCCGGCUCCGCGGACGGAAGUGUACUCCACUCCUCGUUUCGUUCGCCGAAUUCGGACCUUCGUGUUCUCCAUCUGGGGUCGGAUCCUCCACCUGGGGAAAAGGGGGAUAAAUUAAAACGUUUAAAGGCGCGCCCUACCAUUCCCGUGUCGUCGUCUCGAAGAGGCCGACACGACUAGGACGUGUAAUAAGCCGCGUUAAGUACUUACAAAGCGCAGUAUUGACCGAUAGUUAUUUAUUUCGCUCGCGGUACGCACCGAUGAAGAAAAAGAGAUACGUGAAGUCCGUUCCCAAACGAUUAACACUUACUCGUACACGUUCACACACAUACAGUACACGACGCCCACGUACAGAGUGUAUGCGUAGCUUUUUUAAUGUUACAAACGCAAUUACUCUUAUAAUUGUGUCUGUCGAUUAGUCCCAAGACCUUCUAGUUUAUA
Molecule: messenger RNA, 5820 nt
Organism: Orussus abietinus
Lineage: Eukaryota; Metazoa; Arthropoda; Insecta; Hymenoptera; Orussidae
Product: protein Wnt-1
Exons: 8
Coding region: 553-1734 (393 amino acids)
Biological process (GO): canonical Wnt signaling pathway; cell fate commitment; multicellular organism development
Cellular component (GO): extracellular region
Molecular function (GO): frizzled binding; cytokine activity
Source: RefSeq, a predicted model, not a curated record